Thlaspi arvense is the source of this 576-nucleotide messenger RNA. NCBI's taxonomy places the organism in Eukaryota, Viridiplantae, Streptophyta, Magnoliopsida, Brassicales, Brassicaceae. The record is from the annotation of a GenBank genome assembly.
AUGGAGGGAAGCGGAGGUGAUAGUGGAUCAGUGGCCACGCCUGUUCAACAGCGAGCACAUGAGGCAUGGAGGAUUUACCAACAUUAUCUAGACAAGACUACUCCUCAUGCAACUUACAGGUGGAUCGGAACUCUUGUCGUCGCGCUCAUCUACUGUUUGAGGGUUUACUACAUCCAGGGGUUCUACAUCAUCGCCUACGGUCUUGGAAUCUACCUCCUGAAUCUGCUCAUCGGUUUCCUGUCCCCUCUCGUCGAUCCUGAGGCUGGUGGGGUCUCUGAUGGGCCUUCUCUUCCUACUAGAGGCUCUGACGAGUUCAAGCCUUUUAUUCGCCGACUCCCUGAGUUCAAAUUCUGGUACUCCAUGACAAAGGCCUUCUGCAUUGCGUUUCUCAUGACCUUCUUCUCGGUAUUUGACGUUCCCGUGUUCUGGCCAAUCCUGCUUUGCUACUGGAUCGUUCUCUUUGUUCUCACCAUGAGACGCCAGAUCUCCCACAUGAUCAAGUACAAGUACAUCCCUUUCAGCUUCGGCAAACAGAAAUAUGGUGGACGGAGCACCAGCGGGUCACGUGCGGAUUGA